Nicrophorus vespilloides is the source of this 1916-nucleotide messenger RNA. It is a transcript of the gene ArgRS-m, whose product is annotated as probable arginine--tRNA ligase, mitochondrial. Gene Ontology annotation, biological process: mitochondrial translation; arginyl-tRNA aminoacylation. The transcript is spliced from 5 exons. The record is from RefSeq and is a predicted model, not a curated record. Gene Ontology annotation, molecular function: ATP binding; arginine-tRNA ligase activity. The coding region runs from base 148 to 1845 and encodes 565 amino acids. Gene Ontology annotation, cellular component: mitochondrion. NCBI's taxonomy places the organism in Eukaryota, Metazoa, Arthropoda, Insecta, Coleoptera, Silphidae.
ACAAUAAAGAAAGUCGUCUCUAGUGAUCUACUCAUUAUGGACAAAAUGGGUUCCACUCCUGUCACUUUUGAGUGAAAAUUCAAAAUAUCACCGACCAUUUGAUCAUUCCUCUCUAAAUUCAAAGUUGUAGGGGAUAGCCGCCCAGAAAUGGCUACUAAAUUGAAAUUGUACAUUGGCCGAAAGGUGCUGGAUAGCUUCCACAAGACGCCAUCAGUGACGGCAAUGCAAUUAAAAUCAUUGCUGCAAGUAGAACCGUCAAAAGAUGAAAAUGCCCCAAUAGAAUUGAGCAUGAGUUUAUCCACCAUAGAAAAUCGUUUCGGUAUAGCAAAUGUAAACAAAAUCCUGAAAAUACAGCCGGACGACAUAAUACAGAACAUCCACUCGAUAAAAGACCGUUCAAAUAGUAGAAUAUGUUUCCAAGUGAAGAAUGAUAUAUUCAUGAAGGAAAUUGUCGAGCAUGCUUAUGAACCUGACCUAAACAACGACAAGAAAAAGAUCGUUACAGAGUUCAGUUCGCCGAACGUGGCAAAACCUUUCCACGUUGGUCAUUUGCGAUCGACAAUAAUUGGCAAUUUCAUUUCAAAUCUGCACGCGUUCAUGAAUAAUACCGUUGUAAGGAUCAAUUAUUUAGGUGAUUGGGGUACGCAAUUCGGCUUGAUUAAAGUUGGUGUUGAUGAUUUGAAGCAUUCGAACGAAGAUAUCAAGAACGAUCCUUUGAAUCUUCUGUAUAGGAGUUAUGUGCAUGCAAACGCUUUGGCCAAGAAUGAUCCAACGAUCCUGGAAAAAGCUAAAUUGGAAUUUAGUAAAUUAGAAAGUGGAUCACAAGUGGAAAUAGAUAAUUGGAAAACGUACAUGGGAUACACUAUCGAUGAAUUGAAGUCUACUUAUAACAGAUUAGGAGUGAAAUUUGAUGUCUAUAACUACGAAUCUAUGUACGGUUCUAAAGAAGUUCAGAACGUACUGGAUGUGCUGCACAAAAGAAAGAUUCUACAUAAAGAGGCAGAUGGAAAGGAAGUGGCUAAAGUUAACGAUAGAUCGGUUUCAGUACUUAAAAGCGAUGGGUCCACAUUGUACUUGACCAGAGAUAUAGCGGCUGCUAUUGAUAGAUUCAAAAAAUACGAAUUCGAUCAAAUGUAUUACAUAGUGGAUAACGGCCAAAGUGAUCACUUUAAUGCGCUGACAAGUAUUUUAUAUCAAAUGGAUCUACCAUGGGUUCAUAGACUUAAGCAUAUUAAAUUCGGUAGAAUUCGAGGUAUGAGCACAAGAAAAGGUAACGUUGUGUUCUUAAAAGAUAUCUUAGAUGAAACCAGAGAUUUAAUGGUGCAAAGGCAAAUCACUUCUCCAACUACCAAAGUCCCGGUUUCAGACAAACACGUUUCGGAUAUUUUAGGAAUUUCUUGUGUUAUAAUCAACGAUCUGAAACAAAGGAGGCAGCGGGACUACGAGUUUUCUUGGGAUAGAGCUUUGCAGGUUCAAGGAGAUAGUGGUAUUAAACUACAAUACACACAUUGUCGGUUAUGGAAUUUGGAAAAGAACAGUGGUGUAGUAGCUUCGAGUAUAUGCUUACCUGAGCUUCUAAUCGAACCUGAACUUGUAUUGUUGAUCCGGGAGUUGUCCAGAUUUCAAGAUGUCUUGCACCGAGCUGAAGAACAAUUAGAAGCUUGUAUCUUGGUGUCCUACCUUUUUCAGCUAUGUAAUCACAUUAGCAAAGCGUUAAAGGUUGUGAGAGUUAAAGAUCAGGACCUGACGUUAGCGUCGCAAAGACUUUUCGUAUUUAACAGCGCCAGACACGUGCUGGGUCAAGGAAUGACCAUUUUGGGACUCCAUCCUCUCAAGGAGAUGUAAAUGAUUUCUAGUCGCAUUAAAUUUAUUUAGUACAAAUACAAAAAAACAAAUACAUCCUAACGUUUCUUCCA